Molecule: messenger RNA, 1057 nt
Organism: Charadrius vociferus (killdeer)
Lineage: Eukaryota; Metazoa; Chordata; Aves; Charadriiformes; Charadriidae
Gene: PTGER2
Product: prostaglandin E receptor 2 (subtype EP2), 53kDa
Exons: 2
Coding region: 38-1057 (339 amino acids)
Biological process (GO): cellular response to prostaglandin E stimulus; inflammatory response; positive regulation of cytosolic calcium ion concentration
Cellular component (GO): plasma membrane
Molecular function (GO): prostaglandin E receptor activity
Source: RefSeq, a predicted model, not a curated record
GCUGCCGGCCGGAGCUCGCCCGCUGGUCAGCGCCCUCAUGUUCUCCGCUGGCCUCCUGGGCAACCUGCUGGCCCUGGGGCUACUGCUUCGCUGUCGGCGCGGGCCCCGCGCCCGCCCUCCUUCCCUCUUCCACGUCCUGGUGUUGGCCCUGGUGGUCACCGACCUGCUGGGCACCUGCUCCGUCAGCCCCUUCGUCUUGGCUUCUUACCACCACAACCGCACCUUGACCGCCCUGGCCCAAGGAGGACACAUCUGCCUCUACUUCGGCUUCGCCAUGAGCUUCUUCGGCCUCGCCACCAUGCUCAUCCUCUUCGCCAUGGCGCUGGAGCGAUGCCUGGCCCUGGGGCGGCCCUACUUCUACGAGCGUUUUCUCAGCCCCCGCACGGGUUUGGUUGCCCUGCCUGCCAUCUAUACCUUCUCCACAGCCUUCUGCUCCUUGCCGCUGGUGGGCUUCGGGCGGUACGUGCAGUAUUGCCCCGGCACCUGGUGCUUCAUCCAGAUGCACCUGGAGUACGUCCAGCAGAAUGGCAGCACGGAGAUAUCCAGCUUGGACGUGACCUUCUCGCUGCUCUACGCCACCCUGCUCCUCUUCCUCAUCCUCUCCGUGCUGCUCUGCAACCUCAGUGUCAUCGCCAACCUGGCCCGCAUGCACCGCCGUGGGCAGAAGACCCGUCGGCUGGCCACGCUCGAGCAGCCCCGGGCGGCUGGCGGCUGCGGCCGGCGCAUGUUCUCCAUGGCCGAGGAGAUUGACCAUCUCCUUCUCCUCUCCAUCAUGACCAUCACCUUCGUCAUCUGCUCCCUGCCGUUCACGAUCCGCGCCUACGUCAACAAGUUCAGCGAGAAAGAGGACAAACACGAGUGGGACCUCCUGGCCCUGAGGUUUCUCUCUAUUAAUUCCAUUGUCGACCCUUGGGUCUUCGCCAUCCUGAGGCCACCGGUCCUGCGGUUCAUGCGCUCCGUGCUGUGCUGCCAGGUGACCCCCGCCAACCAGGACAGCCACACUCCAUCCCCCGCAAAGACAAACCUGGCAGCCCGGCUGGCCCCCUGGGGGCAGUAG